AUGGAAGCAAAUAACAAGACGAUGGUGGCCUAUUUUGUUAUCAGUGGGAUUUCAAACAUCCCCCAUUUGCAAGUUCCAAUCUUCCUUUUGGUCCUUCUCAUUUAUCUUAACACUCUUGGUGGUAACAUGACCAUUCUCCUUCUGGUUUUCCUGGACUCUCACCUCCAUACACCCAUGUACUUCUUCCUGGCCAACCUGUCCAUCUUGGACAUGUCCUCCUCUUCCAUCACUCUGCAUAAGGUUCUGGCAGCUUUUAUAACACGGGAUAAGACAGUUUCUUUCCUUGGUUGCAUAGUCCAGUUCUACAUGUUCUCCUCCUUAGCCUGCAAUCAGCUGUUAAUAUUGACAGCCAUGAGUUUUGACCGCUAUGUGGCCAUCUGCAGUCCCUUACGUUACUCCAUCAUCAUGAACUCAAGAGUUUGCGCCCUCUUGGCCACAGUCUGCUGGGUUUUGUCUUUUCUGGAGGUGGUGCCUUAUCUUGUUCUACUAUUGGAAUUCACUUGUUAUAAAUCCAACAUUAUCAAUCACUUUUUUUGUGAUCUCGUGCCCCUUCUCAGUCUUACUUGCAGCGACACGUCAGCCUUGGAGAUGUUGAGCUUGAUUGAAGGACUAUUACUUUUAAGCCUUACACCCUUUGUCCUCACCUUCACGCCUUAUGUUUUCAUUAUUACUGCAAUAGUAAGGAUCCGUACGAGCAGCGGGAGAUAUAAAGCCUUCUACACUUGUUCCUCACACCUUAUUACCGUGGUCCUUCUCUAUGGGACCUUGGUCUCUCAGUAUCUAAAGCCAACCACAGAGGACAGUUUAGAGUCCAAUAAAUUGUUUUCACUCUUUAACACAGCUGCCGUUCCAAUGUUGAACCCUCUGAUAUACAGCCUGAACAACAAAGAUGUCAAAGCAGCAUUAAAGAGGACAUUGCGUGCAAUAAAGUAUUAG
Nanorana parkeri is the source of this 936-nucleotide messenger RNA. RefSeq names its product olfactory receptor 6C3-like. Gene Ontology annotation, biological process: G protein-coupled receptor signaling pathway; sensory perception of smell. Gene Ontology annotation, cellular component: membrane. The transcript has a single exon. Lineage: Eukaryota; Metazoa; Chordata; Amphibia; Anura; Dicroglossidae. Gene Ontology annotation, molecular function: G protein-coupled receptor activity; odorant binding; olfactory receptor activity. The record is from RefSeq and is a predicted model, not a curated record. The coding region runs from base 1 to 936 and encodes 311 amino acids.